This is a messenger RNA of Mytilus californianus (California mussel), 4067 nucleotides long. RefSeq lists its product as uncharacterized. Lineage: Eukaryota; Metazoa; Mollusca; Bivalvia; Mytilida; Mytilidae. Bases 238 to 1071 code for a protein of 277 amino acids. The transcript is spliced from 4 exons. The record is from RefSeq and is a predicted model, not a curated record.
AUGUUGCUUAUAAAAUAUUUUGUGAAAUUCGAGAGGCAUAAACUGUAUCAUCAAUAAGUUAUCUAACACUAACAUUUUAUCAGAAAUAUAUAUUGAACACCAUUUUUGAUUUUCAACCUUUUUCAUUAUGACUAAACUUGACAAACUCAUGAACAUUUUAUUGGAAAAUCGAAGCAGUCUAUUGAGCUUAUUUAUUUCUUAACGGAAUGGAUCAUGAAAUUCUGACCAUAAAGUAAGAUGCACGACCUAGCGCCAGAUAAGGCCCUCUUAUAUUGGAUACCGUCCGGUUUAGUUGCCAUUGGUAUGCUUAUAACACUCCUUUGCUCAUUCUGGAAAUUUCAUAAAAGAAAAGUGUUUAUACGUCAGCUUCAGCAAGAGUACAUGGAAGUUAACCUGGCAAUUAAAAGACCUAGAAUUGGUGCUAUAAGAUGCAAUACACAUGGAGCAAGAUGGGAAGAUUUAAUGGCGUCAUUAAGUUCUUCCGGCUUUCCUAAUAUUGCGCCUUAUUUUAGACAUAUCAACCAAGUAAAUAAUUUUAACACGUGCGGUACAUUAUAUGAAGAGAAGGAAGAUUCACCAGACAGACACUUGCCAGAUAAACGUAAUCAUGAAAUAUAUGAUCAUGAAAUUAAAACUGGUAUUAAUGCUUAUUAUGAACAGACUGGUUAUAUUGAAUCAGAAACAAAACCAAUCAGAGAGAAAAAGAAGAAGAAAAAGCGAUCAAAAGUUAAUUUUUAUGGAGCCACAUAUCACAACAAAGACUGUGGUGAUAGCAUUGAAAUUGCUACUGAUUCGUCUCCAAGACGACUUCCGGUGAUAGAAAAUCAUUUAUGGACAGAUUAUACGAGAAACAGUCCACCGUCCAACGAACGAAAAAUACCGUCCAUUUAUUAUGCUCGCAGCUUUAUCCAUAGCAACGACAGUGAAGUGUUUUCACCUCCACAUAAAGUAGAACGUGCGGAGUCUAAACGUUCAGCAAAACAUUCAAAACGUUCAAAAAGAGAGAAGCCAUCACAGGAAGAACGAGUUUUCUGGGUUUUGGCAGCUGAUAUACAACAGUCGUCAGUGUAAAUUGUAUAGAAAAGUGGAAGCUUAACUUACAAAAUGUGUGGUGAUAUGUUUUUGUAAACUAUAUGAAGGUAGUACCAACAACCUGUAACCACUUGUUAUAAAGUUAAAAUGAAGCUUUAAGUUUGAGCAUCUAUAUAAGAAGUGGUAUGCAAUAUGUCAAGGCUGCAAGACAUGAAGGCACAUUGUAGUCGUUUGGUAUAGGUUGUUUUUUUUUGUUUUAGUGUCGUUGGGUUGCUGUUUAUUAUUUAUGUAUAUAAGGUUUUCUACCCCAGGCAUGAUAAAUUGGUACACGGUAUUGGUUUUUCUCAUUGUUGAAUGCCGCACGGUGGACAAUAAUAUGAAUAGUUGUCUCAUUGGCAAUCGUUCCACAUACCUUAUUUAAUAUAAGUAACUUUAUAACUAACUUUGGCACACUUUUAUAAAUGACCUAAGCGUGAUUUGACACACUUUUUUCGGAAGUUUUGGUUUUCAAUGCUUUUAAACUUUGCAAUUUAUUUGGCCUCUCAACUGUUUUGAACUCAGUGCCACCGAUUAGUCUUGUUUAAACGCAAAUUUUAGUUUAUAAACCUGUCAUCUUUUAAAAAGCUUUUUAUUCAUACACAAUAUACCUCAUUCAUUUAUUAUAAAAUACUUGUCUACAUAGCUUUUCAUCAGAAUUGAACAUGAAUACCAUGGCGAGUUUAUUCAUUAGAUCAGUGACUGCUAACCCUUCUGGUACAUGUAACGACUGAGUUUUUGUUGCGAUUGUAUUGCUUUAUAAAAAUAAGGAGAUGUGGUAUGAUUGCCAAUGAGACAACUAUCCACUAUCUUUAUUUUCCUGUAACUGGUGAAGUGUUUUAUUUUCCUGUACGUCUUUGCUCUUUUUGCUAUGGUGUUGUUUUUCCUUCGUUCGGCUACGGUUUUUAUUGAAAGUUUGAAAUAGUCUUACUGUUUAAUGAUUUUAAAUCAACUUGGGCUCCGAUGGAGUUCUCCUGGAAUUAUUUUAAAAAUUAGAAGAUAAACUAUUUCAAUCGGCAAUCAAAAAUAUUAAGUGGCAGUAGAUUAAAUCAAAGCAAAAAGGAAAAAUGGUGUAAAGACAAACAAUAGUCGACAACAAGCGACACAGAAAACUUUAGAGUGAGCAUCACGGACCGAGCUUUAUUUUUUGCUUUGAAGAUAAUCACUACUGUUCCUGUUUCACGUGUGAAAUUCCAUUAUUGAUAUGUUGAAUAAAAUGUAUGAUAUCGUCUUAAAUAUUGUACUGAUAUUAAUGGUAUUAUGAUAAGAAAGUCUUAUUGCAUUAUAAUUCAUGUUUUUUGUCCCACAGGCAGAGGUAUGGAUAGUAAAAUAAGGGAUUCUGUCAGAGUUGAUAAUUCACCCAAAACAAGGCAAGUUGAAGACAUUUAAGCUUUUUAGUGGGGUUAAAUAUGCGGUAUACAAAUAGAAAAUUGAAUAUUCAAUGCAAGCAAUUUUUUUUUAACAAAAUCCUAUACCCAAGCGCCUGUGAUUUGUUCAGUUAAGAACAUAAUUAAAAUGAAAAAUAUUCACAAAUAUUUAUGUAAAUACAGUUUGAAUGUGAAAUUAACAACUUAAUAAAGGUAGAGAAGAAGGUUGACUAAUAUAUCGUUUUUAUACUGUUUUCUUGGGUCGUCCUUAAAUUGACAAAUACUAUACAUGAAGAAGGAUUUCCAUGUGUUUUAGUGUGAUAAAAGCAACCACCUUAAAUAAAGAGUUGUAAAAAUAAUCCUUUCAAAAGAAUAUUUUACUCUUGUAGAAAGGAAGUUUCCAUUUGUUAAAAUUUAUUUAUAGCCUUUCCACUAUAAGAGGCGUCAGAGGAAGCGACAUAACUUUACUUAAGUUUCUAGAAAAUACAUGUAUGCUUACAUCCUUGGUUUUCAAAUUUUAUGGUAUAUGAGCGUAUAUGAAGGUAUAUCCAGAACAGUGCGUCGACUGAACCAAAUAUUUAUAAUUGUUUAUUGUAUUAGUAGAGAGUUUCAGGGAAACGGGAGGUAAGCCAAAUGUGAAACAUAAUUAACCUCCGAUUGCAAAUUAUGGGUAUGUCUAUAUAAUUUAAUUUUGGAUUUAACACGUCUUCUGAUUGGCUGAAACCUUUUUUCAAUCAGCUCAUAGACGUAUUUUUUUCAUGUGACCGUGACGUCAUCAACGUUUUUUCAUGAUUUACUCCUUAAAAAUGGAAUUUAGAAUUAAAUUAUAAGGACUUACUGUAAACAAUUUUUCUGUCUAUUCGAAAUAACAUCAAAAAUGAGGUGCACAUUUUUAAAUAACCCGCGUAUUCAGUGUGCACCACAUUUUAGAUGUUAUUUCUCCAUAGAGUAAAUCAUGAAGCUAAAUUUCCAAACCAAAUCUUUGUACAUGUAUCUAUGGAAGUAAUUUGUGGUAACGAAAUCCCCGACUUAAUUAUUUACCAGUUAUACAUGGAAGUUGUCCUUACAAUUUGUCUGUUUUCAUAAGUGUUUUUAGUUUUGACAUCGUGCGUUGCUAAAAAUAUGAACAUUAUUAAUGAACUCCAAAAAUAAAAUGAUUCAAAUUAAUCUAAACAUUUGGAAUAUCAAAACAAUGUGACAUGUGUUUUUUUGGACAAAUGCGUGUGUGUUGUUUGAAAUUUUUGCCGUUGAGUUGCUGUCUCAUUGGCGUUUACCCGAAAUAUCCUGUUGUGCAUAUAGAUCGUUAAGAAAAUGAUAUUCAUACCGAAAGCAUUAGAACAUGACUUUGUGUUUAUACCUUUUUGUUUUGAUGGGUAUUACAGAUAAAAAAAACAGUAUAUAUUUUUUUAUUCUUUAUUUACUGUAUAAUAUUGAAUAUCGUUUGAAUAUUAACCUUAAAACUUUAAGGCUUUCAUGUUUAUAUUCUAAAUGAACUGAUAGUAUUAUGUUGAUAUAACAAAACAACAAAAGUUGGUUUUGCCAGUAAUAAAAUGUUGAAAAUAAUUAUAAAGGAUGAUAUGUUUAUACUUGUUGUUUUAAACAUUCGUAUUGUGACAUUAAAGAUUAUUUGUU